Molecule: messenger RNA, 432 nt
Organism: Biomphalaria glabrata
Lineage: Eukaryota; Metazoa; Mollusca; Gastropoda; Planorbidae
Product: proline-rich protein 9-like
Exons: 2
Coding region: 1-432 (143 amino acids)
Source: RefSeq, a predicted model, not a curated record
AUGUGUUGUGGAGUUAGUAACUCUACUGAUCUAGUCAAAUGUAAAGAGGACUGUAAAGAGAAGUGUAAAGAGGACUGUGAAGAGAAGUGUAAAGAAGACUGUGAAGAGAAGUGUAAAGAGGACUGUGAAGAGAAGUGUAAAGAGGACUGUGAAGAGAAGUGUAAAGAGGACUGUAAAGAGAAGUGUAAAGAGGACUGUAAAGAGAAGUCUAAAGAGGACUGCAAAGAGAAGUGUAAAGAAGACUAUGAAGAGAAGUGUAAAGAGGACUGUGAAGAGAAGUGUAAAGAAGACUAUGAAGAGAAGUGUAAAGAAGACUAUGAAGAGAAGUGUAAAGAGGACUGUAAAGAGAAGUGUAAAGAGGACUGUGAAGAGAAGUGUAAAGAGGACUGUGAAGAGAAGUGUAAAGAGGACUGUGAAGAGAAGUGUAAAUAG